AACAUAAAAAGAUGGAACAAACAGAAAUAAAUUAAAUUAAAAAAAAAUAAUUCAAUUUGAAAGAACUGAAAAAAGAGAAUUUUCAAUUGUUAGGAGAAUAUUGGGAAUUGAAAUUGAAAAUGAGGAAUUUUUACAGCAAGUGCACAAUUUGGAAAAUCAAUUGUAUUCUCUAAAGUUCCUUUGAUAUAAUUGCUUUCAUGUCAAAAAAAAAAAUUCGAGGAAAAAUGAACGAUUUUAACCGACAAAUCCUUCGAUUGAUAAUAAGUAAAAGAAGAAUAAAAGUUUUAUCAAGAAAAUUCAAAUGAAUUCAUCCUUUGGAAAAGUGACUAUAUAAUACAUUCAUUUUUCUAUGAGGAAGCAAUAUGAAAAAAACUUUUUCUGUUUCGAAAAAUAAAAUGUGAUGAAUCAAGAAAAUAAUGAGUUUUUCCAUUAUAAAAAUGAAACAACAACAACAGCAACAACAACAACAACAUUAUCGAUAUUGCAUUUGAAAUUAUUAAUAAAAAAUAUAAGUAAAAUGUAUCGUGUGAAAAAUUAUACGGAAAUUUUCCGUAAAUUUAAUAUAACGGAUGAGGAUAUUGACUAUAUUAAUAGUAUGAGUUAUGCAAACGAAACAAAUGAUGAUGAUGAUGAGACAGUGACAACGCAAAUAGAUUGUUAUUGUAGUGGUGCUGCGAGAGAUUUGGCAAUAUUGUAUAAAGCCUAUCAUGGGUAUGUGGCACUUGUGGUUUGUGUAUUUGGUACAGUGGCAAAUAUUUUGAAUAUUAUGGUACUGACCCGAAAAGAUAUGGUUGUUGCGCCAAUUAACAGAAUUCUAACUGGUCUUGCCAGUGCAGAUAUGUUGGUAAUGGUGGAAUAUAUUCCAUUUGCAAUAUACGUCUAUUUAGUUCUACCGGAAAACAAGAUUUUCCCCUAUGGCUGGGCUGUAUUUGUAUUAUUUCAUAUGCAUUUUUCCCACGUAUUGCAUACAAUAAGCAUUGCUCUUACGCUUACUUUGGCUGUCUGGAGGUAUAUUGCUAUUCGAUUCCCACAAUAUAAUCACUGUUGGUGCACAGCUGCUCGAUGUCGUUUGGCACUGUGGUGUAGUUUUCUGGUUCCUAUUAUUGUCUGUUCUCCGGCUUAUUUAAUUUUUGGAAUAAGAAGGCAACGUGAACAGGGGACGAAGGAAAUUCUUUAUCAUGUCGAUGCAAAUUAUUCAGGCGGAAGAAAUGGAUUUCUCUAUCAAUUGAAUUUUUGGAUUAUUAGCGUAUUUGUUAAAUUACUGCCAUGCGUUAUAUUGACAAUUAUUAGUUGUUGGUUGAUAAAAGCACUCUACAGGGCAAAGAGUAGAAAGCAGGUCUUGAGAGGCUACAGUCCAUGUGCAGCAACAAAUGGCCUUUCUUCACGUAGGGCAAGUAAAUCGGAAAGAAGAGCUGACAGAACGACAAAAAUGUUGGUCGCUGUACUUUUACUUUUUUUAGUGACUGAGAUUCCCCAAGGAAUUCUUGGACUUUUAUCUGGUGUAUUAGGCGAUUGUUUCUUUAGAAAUUGUUAUCAUAAUUUCGGCGAAAUAAUGGAUAUUCUUGCACUUAUUAAUGGGGCAAUUAAUUUUAUUUUAUAUUGUUCAAUGUCACGACAAUUUCGCACGACAUUUGGUCAACUUUUUAAACCACGAAUCAUCAAAAAAUGGCAUCCAACGUCACAGCAAACGGAAGUGCACAGUACUUUUGUAUGAUUUCUUUUAUUUUUAUAUAGGAAAUUUACCUUCAGUUUUUAAUUUCGAUUAUUUUUUUUUGAAUAAUAGUAUUUAAAUGUAAUUAAUAAAUUUAAUAUUUGUAUUAUACUGAGAAAAUAUUGAACCUAAUUCGAGUAGAAAAAUAAUUUUACACU
Messenger RNA from Leptopilina heterotoma, 1869 nucleotides. RefSeq names its product G-protein coupled receptor dmsr-1. Bases 401 to 1714 code for a protein of 437 amino acids. The record is from RefSeq and is a predicted model, not a curated record. Gene Ontology annotation, molecular function: G protein-coupled peptide receptor activity. Gene Ontology annotation, biological process: G protein-coupled receptor signaling pathway. Lineage: Eukaryota; Metazoa; Arthropoda; Insecta; Hymenoptera; Figitidae. Gene Ontology annotation, cellular component: membrane. The transcript is spliced from 5 exons.